UUUGUAAAUCAUAUAUUAGUUCAAGAUUGUCAACAUGUGUUUCUCUUGUUUUCUAGUGAACCUGCAGAAGCCCAAUAUUUCUCUCAGUGGAUGGUUUGACUUUGGUCCUCAGGGUUCAGUGAUCACCAGAGGUCACAGCUUCACUAUUACUUGUUCAUCUGAAUCUCAGUAUUCUGGAUGCUUCUUCUCUCUGUUCAGUGGAUCAAACAUCAUCAGUAGUAAACCAGCUGUCCACCACUCAGCCGUCUUCAUCUUUCCUGAGGCAGAUUAUUCACAUGAGGGAAACUACAGUUGUGUUUAUGAAGUGAAUGUGUCCUCACGUAACUUUCCUUCAGAUGCGUCUGACCUGCUGCUCAUCACUAUCAGAGCCUCUCUGCUUCCUGUCAUUGGUGCUGUUGUGUCAGCUGUACUUCUUAUCUUCUCAGCUCUUGUUAUCGUUUUCAUAGUGAAGAGAAGACAAAAACAAAACAAUAAGGAGAUUCGUAAAAAGUGCUUCUUUAAGAAAGGUGAGGGUAAUACAUAUGAAGGUGCAUCCUGUGACACCAAAAAUGAAGAGGAUGAUGAGGACGUCUAUCAAAAUAUGGAACCUGAUAAGAAACACUGUGACAAUAUGAGCAGUGAUGGCUCUGAAAAGGACUAUAUUAAUGUGGAUUCAGAUCAUUUAAAACAGGAUUGUAUGAAUGCAGACACAGAUGAUUCUGAGGAGGAUUAUGUUAAUGUUGAUAUUACAGAAAACAGAAGUAAAGUAGACAGUAAAUGUGAUGAUGACCUCUAUGAAAGUUUUAUGGAUAAUGAGUGAACCUGAAAUACAGUAGAUUUACCUUAGAACAGAGGUGCACAGAAUAGGGCCCGCGGGCCAAAGCUGGGCUGUAAUGGCCUUUAAUUUGGC
Misgurnus anguillicaudatus (oriental weatherfish) is the source of this 889-nucleotide messenger RNA. NCBI's taxonomy places the organism in Eukaryota, Metazoa, Chordata, Actinopteri, Cypriniformes, Cobitidae. The record is from RefSeq and is a predicted model, not a curated record.